AUCUGUAUCAGGCAGGAAAACGGGAGAGGGCUUCGGUGGAGACUUCAAGCAACAGAGUGGCUUAUUCUUCUGUUUUUCCACCUCCUGGCUCCGGCGACUGCGCGAACGCUCUGAUGGAGGCGGAAAGAUCCGGCGGGGUGGCGGGAGGAACGAACCAGAGCCCCGCAGGAAGCGGAGCGGGGCGCAAUCCGAACGGGCCGAAGGCUGUGCUCGGUCCCGCUCCCACCGCAGCCGCCGCCGCGGCAACCGGGGCGAUGGCUGGAUCCUCCCAGCCGCGAGAUCCGCAGGACGGGGACGCGGGCCUCUCGCUGCCCGGCAUCUUACAUUUCAUCCAGUACGAGUGGAGCCGCUUUCAAGCCGAGAAAUACCGCUGGGAGGCCGAACGAGACGAGCUGAGGGUAAAAAACGGGGUUUCCUGCCCACACCAUGGCAGCCGCAGUCGAGCCGGUCUCCAUGAGGACCUGUGCCAACUUGUCAUGCUUUACUUUUCCUCCAAGGCCAAACAUCAGAAGCUGAAAAGUGGGACUGACCAGAGCCCCGGAGAGAAGAAACCAGAGACAGAAGCUGAACCAAUACCCAAUGGGCCUGCAGAUUCAGAUUCGGAACCAACCAAUCAGAUGCCUUGGAAGGAGGGCCGUCAGUUACUGCGCAAGUACCUGGAGGAGGUGGGAUAUUCCGACACCAUCUUGGACAUGCGCUCCAAACGUGUUCGUUCUCUUCUGGGUCGCAACAGCCCAGAGGCGAACGGGCCUCCUCCCAGCGAAGCGCCCACAGAACCAGAACCUCACGGUGAAGGAGAGUCACUACUAGUGCGCCAGAUAGAAGAGCAGAUCAAACGCCGUGCUGGAAAAGAGAGCUCUAAAGAGCGGAUGGGCAGCUCUGUCCUGGAUAAAAUUCCUUUCCUUCGUGGCUGUGAGGAUGACGAUGAAGAUGACAGUGAUGAAGAGGAGGACUUCCAGGGCAUGACUACAGACUGCAUUGAUGGACGCAAAAGCAAGAAGUCCAGGAGCAAGAAUGGCGGAGAACCCAUGACCACAGAUCUUGACCCUGAGGAUGAUGACGACGAAGAUGAUUCUGAGGACGCUCUGGGCGAGUUUGAUUUCUUGGGCUCAGGAGAGGAAGGUGAAGGGGCGGGAGAAGCUCGCAUAUUUGGAGACGGCCGUGAAUUAGGUUCAGAGAACCGCCGGAACAAGUUGCAAGGCAUUAUGUCAGAUUUUCCUCCCAAACCUGCUCCACCUCCUUCUAUCACGGGCCAGACGCGCUCCGGAGAGGGGGGAGCUCUUGGCUUCUCAUCUGAUGUCUUCAUUCUGGAUGCGGUUGGAGGAGGGGAUAUGAACCUCGGAGAGCUAGCUGACCUCACUGUUGCCAAUGAUAAUGACCUCACCAUUGACUUGCAGGACAGUCGAGAAGAGUUCAAAAAGACGUGGAACCCUCGCUUCACACUACGAAGCCACUUCGACGCCAUCCGAGCAUUGACCUUUCACCCCAGCCAGGCCGUGCUGCUGUCCGCCUCUGAGGACGGAACGCUCAAGCUGUGGAACCUCAACAAGGCAAUGCACUCCAAAAAAAAUGCAGCGCUGGACGUUGAGCCCAUUUAUACAUUCAGAGCACACAGUGGUGCUGUUCUUUCUCUGGCUAUGGGGGAGGAAGGAGAAUCGUGCUUCAGCGGGGGUCUGGACGGCACCGUGCGCGGCUGGAAGAUUCCAGACCUUAAUGUGGAUCCUUAUGACAAUUAUGAUCCAGGCGUGGAGAGCAGCGUGUUGUCGGGCCAUGAGGACGCAGUGUGGGGUUUGGCCUACUCCUCCAGCCUGAAGCGUUUGGCCUCCUGCUCUGCAGAUGGGACUGUGCGGAUCUGGGACCCCCAUAAUUCCUCACCGUGUGUGUCUGUUUUCAACAAGGAGAAAGAACAUGGCACUCCCACCUCGGUUGCCUUUGUAAACUCUGACCCGUCCCAGGUUGUUGUGUCCUUCGAUGGGGGCGAGACUCUGCUUUAUGACCUCAACACAGAGCAAAGCAUCAUGGUCCUGGAGAACCAGGCUAAGGAUGGCAGCGAGCUGAUUAACCGCGUGGUCAGCCAUCCGACCCAACCGAUUUCCAUUACAGCCCACGAGAACCGCACCAUCCGCUUCCUGGACAAUAAGACAGGGAAAGUGAUUCAUUCCAUGGUGGCUCACCUGGAUGCUGUGACCUGUCUUGCCACAGACCCUAAAGGCACUUACCUCAUCUCCGGCAGUCAUGACUGCUCUGUGCGCUUGUGGAUGCUGGACAAUCGCACGUGUGUGCAGGAGAUCACAGCACACAGGAAAAAACACGAUGAGGCCAUUCAUGACGUGGCCUUCCACCCCUCGCAGCCGUUCAUCGCCAGUGCAGGGGCUGACGCGCUCGCCAAGAUCUUUGUUUGAUUUUCUCACUGGGGAUCCACCCUCACUACUGGGCCGAAAGAGUGAAAUGCCGAGUAUCCGCACACACACACUCACUCACUAAACGAGGGGAACAACGUUUAACAACUGUGUUAAAGGCACACGACCCAAUAACCCAUCAUUUUUGAUGUGAUACAAACUCUACUGCUUUUAAUACUAAUGAGUUUGCUGCUCAUGUCCUAAUUUCAGUUUUAGAUGACACUACUAAUAACCUGCACAGUGUGUUGCGAGGGAUGUCCAAUCUGUUGACGGAUGGACCCACACAAACACACCUUAACACAACACACACCCUGGAUUUUAAUUUCAUGCUCGGUUUAGGUUGAGAAUUUGAAGGCUCUUGGUAAACAAGACAUUACCCAAGCCUGAACGUUUUCUCAAUGCAAAUUGCAUUAGUGCUAAUCUGUGAAUUAAUGUCCUCGCGUAACUGUUGCAUGGUAACGUGAGGCGAUCAAUGCAUUUCAUUCCAAAGACUGCUUUAGAUGAGUUUUUUUUUUUGGGGGGGUUGGGUUUUAGCUGCAAGUACAACACAGCUUUACCUUUAGCCUCACAGCUAAGAGCCUUAGUAUUUCAGCCUUUCAUAAUCAGUUCAACACAUUUCAUUCGUAUGACGAGUACACUUUGAACUAAAACCAAACACGUGUAUCUGUGUGUGUGCGUUUGUGACGGUGCUAGCACAAGCAUUUUGCAAUCGCCGUCUUCAUUCAUAUCCAAUCAGGUGGCGUUAUCCGUAAUAGUCAGGUGACUGUUGAGUAGUGUAUUUAUUGUAGUGUUCGGUAUCGGUCGGAAGACUCUCUGGGAAGAUCUGCAGUUGGAUGCGUAACUGAUUUUUGUAUAUAAGCGGGAUGCGCUGUACAUAGCACACUUGUUUCACAACCUUGGUGCUAAGAUCUCCUCUGAAUCAGGGACCUGUUCACGACGAGGGUCGUAAAGUAUCAAAUCUCGGUUGAUGCCUGCCAUUCCUCAGAGUCAUCACGUACGGUUCUUUGGCAUUUCAGAAAUACAGCAAGUGUGAAUUUCAAAGUACUUCUGGUGUGCCCAAGUAGCUUUUAAGGUUUUGUCAGGGUAUUUUUAAGACGAUAAACUCUAUAUCCACGCUGGAGGUUCUUUGGUUGGGGAUUGUCGCCAAUAAAAAAAAUUCAACCAACUACAAGUUCCAGUGUUUCAGUACAAAGUGUAUUGUUGAUUUCUGAGUUUUUAGACAUCUGUGAUCUCGACCCAAAAGUGGAGAGCGAAGCAAAGCUUGAAAGGACAUUUUAAGUGAUGAGAAACUAGUGCCGCCCAGUUUUCAUUUGGAUUACAAAGAGGUCAAAGCCCAGCGGUGAAACUUGGACAAAUUCAAAAAGUCCUCUUGAUGGGUUUUGUGCUGUUAGUCAAUGCAAGGUGUUUCAGAGUAAAAUAGCCCAGAGAAAAGAGCUCUUUAAGUGAAAAUAAAAGUGGGGCACCUUGCUUCUUAUUGGCUAAGCAAGGAAUCCAAGAUGCAACUCUGAAACCUGAUGGGGGAAACCAAGGUGAGAUGAAGAAUCAGACCUGAAUCUGAUCUUUAGGUUUCUUUAUCGGAGGGAGAGGUCUGGAGAUCAAAGGUCACAUCUUGUAUUAGCCAGUUUCCGUUUUGUGGGGUUUAUUUUUAUCCUUUACUGGUUUUCCAUGGUCAUAGACAAGUGCCCAGAAGCGACAAAAAGACUGAUGGGCCAUAAAGAGCGCACUUGCAUAAUGGAGCCAAGUCGGUUCUUAACCAGACUGCCUCAAUCCAUCCAACUCGGAAAACAAGGUUUCCUACUUGGGGGUGUGAUUUUUGGCUAGGAAAACCUGUUGGAGUGAUUAUUAUUAUUAUUUUUUUAAAGUACAAGGUUAUGUCUCGUGUCACUUGUCCAAUGUCGAGACUACCGAUUUAUUUUGGGCUAUUCGCCUAGUCAGUGAAUGUCACAUAACCACAGACUUGCGUUCAGUGGAAUCCAUAAUCCUUUGCUGCUUACCUCUUACCUAGUAACUUCGCACGGCACACUAACGGUUAGCUUUAUGCUACACUACAUGUGUAGGAUCACGCAAACGGUUCGGUUCAUCAUGUAUUGCUGCAUCGUUACGUUCUCUUCCAAAGACUGCCGAUUGCAUGGGUGUUUAGACGAGUCCUGCUGUCUCUUUUGUACACCUCUAUUUACGCACCCCUCGAUGCAAUACGAGUCUUGAAAUUACAACGACAAAACACAUUCCUUACCGAGAGAGGACGAAUAUGUGUAUAAAUAAAAAUAAAAGUAAAAAUUGAAAGAAACCGAAAAUGUUUAUAUGUUUGAAAAGCUGCCAAUGCAAAAUGUAACUUUCCCAUUUUCUCACUUAUUUGCUUUUCUUUACUAGACAUAUUAUUAUGAUUACUAGUAAUAAGGUGUAAGAUGACCGUAGUACCUUUUUUGCUAGGCUUAAGACUUGCUUGUGAUUGUGCAAAAGCCUAAACAACUGAAAAUUGUAUGAAAAUUUAAGAAAAAAAAAAGAAAAAGUUUCAGUCCACAGCCAAAGUAAAAUGACUUUUUGUUAAGUGUUUUUAUUUUUUAAAAGCAAUUUAUCACUGUGUGAUAUUUUGUACAUCAUAUUAAGCUGCAUUCAAACUAUAUCCUCUAACUACAAGGGAUAAAAAAGGCCAGCCUUUUAUUUAUUUUGUUUUAUUAUACAUAUUUUUGAACUGCUUUCUAGCUUGUAUCGAAAUACAUCUUUCUUUCUUUUUUUAAUGUGUUUUUAUUUUGUUUACUCUGCAGGUCUUGUGUUGUAUGUCAUAAAAAAAAUCCAAAAACAACUAAAUAAAAA
Messenger RNA from Sinocyclocheilus anshuiensis, 5213 nucleotides. Its product is annotated as striatin-4-like. The record is from RefSeq and is a predicted model, not a curated record. Bases 114 to 2402 code for a protein of 762 amino acids. Gene Ontology annotation, cellular component: dendrite. The transcript is spliced from 19 exons. Gene Ontology annotation, molecular function: protein phosphatase 2A binding; calmodulin binding; protein-containing complex binding. Lineage: Eukaryota; Metazoa; Chordata; Actinopteri; Cypriniformes; Cyprinidae.